CACUUAUCUACAAAAAUUACAACUCUUGAUAACUAGCCUCCAUGUGAGCUUCCUGGGAUACUGCUCUAAGAUCUACUAUAGGAAGUAUCGAUGUGUAUAGCAUCUAAGAAACCUUCCGAACCUGCUUGCAUAUUAAGAGAUAUGGUAGUUUGAAAGAAUGCAAAUUCUCUAUCUUCUUUAUAAUAAUGCUUCUAUUAUGAACUCUAACAUUUGAAAUUUAUCGAUGAGUCUCUAGACCAAAGUUUCUUUAGGUAAAAUCUCUCAGAGUCUUCAGGCCUGAGUUUCCCAGUACAAGAGAUUCUGAACUUAAAAUAUCUGUGUUAAAACUCUUAUGAAAAAGAUGGUAGCUCUCUUUAUCCCGAAACUUUGAGAGAUUAAGAGAGGGUUUCUGCAAAAAUUAUAGUAAGCUUAAGUCCUGGCAGUUCAUACUUGCUGCUUUCCAGAGAUGCUCAGAUAAAUUUGAACAAUGAUAAUUUGAUCCGUCUUUUUAUGAAAAUUAGGUUUUAAUAUAAUUCAAACAAUUACAAAGACAAAUUUAACCAAAAAGGAUAAGAAGCAGGUGCUCCUUUAGAAGUAAAGGAGAGGUACUUCCGAAGUUUAUUUCGGCUGGUGAAGCCUCCACCUCAAUAAAGCUUCACUGUUUUUCUUGGUUAAAUCGACUUAUGUUUGGGAGUAAAUAAGUUAAUUAUUAACCCAGAUUUAUAAAAUUAAAAGAAAUGGAACAAGUGAGUUUAGAGACUUUCUUAAGUAGUUUUAAUAAUCAGAGGUUGUUUUAGAGUAUAGGGUGGGAAAAAUGGGGAUGCACAGAGAUUUGGGGGGUGGAUUAAGCCAGUCCCGAUCAGGCCGGCGAUGUUUUCAGUCAGUUCGAAGGCUUUAUUAAAACAGAAUGGAUCUGAACUAGGAUGAACCUUACUCAGGAAUAAGUGAGGUGAAGCUUCUCCAAAUAUAGGACUCGAAGCAUCAGCUUUUGUGAAGUAUUCUUGAGGUCAAACAAGUUAUGAAAAAGCUAUAAAAAUUAGGAGUGGUAAUGGACCAGACGAUUCUAACUCUGAGACAAAGCUUUCAAAUGAAGUAGAAGAGUGUAAGCAAAACCAGUUCCCAAGAGAUACUUCUGAUUGAAGAUCUGUAAAGUUACAGAAAGGAAAAUUGUGCUUGAGAAGGGAUGUAGUUUACAAGAAUCUUUUCAGAGCUAUUAGAGCAACUCUUUGGGAUGAUUUCUUGAAAGUAAUGCCUGAAGAAAAAUACUCCAGAGGUAAGAAAGGAUGUCCUAUAUUCCAAGAGAGAAUAAUAGAGUUCUAUGAAAACCAUACCAACUUUAAACAAGUGGCUACUAGGAUCUUUGAUGAAAGCGUUGGAGGAGAAGUAGCCUUUAUUGAAAUCAUGGCUUCUUUUAUGACUUCAACAAUUUUUCUUGCAACAAAAUCUGAGCAAAGUAAAAAGAUAGCUAAACAGAUAAAACUAAUUCUGAAGAACUACAAACCUAACAUAUUCAAGCUGCUUCUAAAAUUCGAAAGAUUGAGACUGUUCUUCCAAGUUCUUGAAGAAAGCGGCAUUUCCUUACAAAUUAUCCACAAAAAGCACGCCUGUCUGGUCGAAAUCGAUAAGAGAAAGAUAAUCGAAGCCAGAUACACCGCCGCUAUAAAAACAAUAAUCAACUACGGAACCGACCACGAGCUCCUUCCAGGAUGAACCAACUUCGACCAAAUCAAACCUUCAUUAUAACCUCACCUCUCACACCUUUCAAUC
Molecule: messenger RNA, 1746 nt
Organism: Moneuplotes crassus
Lineage: Eukaryota; Ciliophora; Spirotrichea; Euplotida; Euplotidae
Source: the annotation of a GenBank genome assembly